CGAACGUACCUUGUGGUGUGUCAUCAUUGUAAUUGAGAAAUAUUGUAAUAUAAUAAUUAAAUGGAUCAAUUAAUUAAUAAAAAUGCCCAUACUUUAACAAGAGACAUAGCCUCGUUUAAAAAGAAGUGACAGCAAGUGCCUUAAACUCUCGAAGCCGUCUACAUUCCAGUGAAAAAAAAGCAUUAUCUAUUCAGCUUUAAAACAGGUGUUUAAAUCCGAGAUUUCUCGUGAAAUUCUAGUCAAAUUGUUGAUGAAAACCAUUAUGAAUUGAUGAUAUGUAUGACCUCUACGAAUUCGAAGACAGAAAAAUGAGAGGCACUUUGCGCGAUUGGCGGAAAGCCCUCAGAACUCCAGCUACGUACAGAGUGGGCAAUGCGGUGAGACUUCAACCCCAGUUCAUGUUUUUGAUGGUGUUGCUGGGUUUGUUUCUUCUAAUAAUCAUUUACUACAACUGGUGGACGACACAGAUACCAACAGUCCAUAGAUGGUUGAAUACUGGCAGGCCGUACAACGCGACGUAUCCUCUCACGCCGCCAAUAGUGACAGGUGAUCUCGUGGCGUUCAGAAUAGGCAUCGUCGCGGACCUAGACACUAACUCCAAGAGUGCUACUAAGCCUCAUACUUACAAUAGCUACUUAAAGAAAGGGUACCUGAGUUAUCACAAGACUAGACAUUAUGCGGAGAUUUCCUGGGACCUAUUGCCGGCCACACAGUUGUCGUCAACUUAUUCCCAUAAAGGCAGAGGGAUGGAGUUGUCGGAACUCAUUGUAUACGAUGGAAGAUUGCUCAGUUUUGAUGAUAGGUCUGGAAUUGUAUUCGAGAUCAUAGACGAUAAAAAAAUGGUGCCAUGGAUCGUCCUCACCGAUGGCAAUGGUCAUACAGAGAAAGGACUCAAGUCUGAAUGGGCCACUGUCAAAGAUGAGAUCUUGCACGUAGGGUCGAUGGGCAAAGAGUGGACCACAGCAAGCGGAGAGUUUUCAAGUUAUGAUCCUAUGUGGGUUAAGGCCAUCAAUGUAAAUGGAGAGGUUCACCAUCAAAGCUGGAUAAACCAAUACAAAGCAAUAAGAAGAUCAAUCGGCAUCCACUGGCCAGGGUACAUGAUCCAUGAAUCCGGAGUUUGGUCACCGAUCAAACAGAAAUGGCAUUUCCUACCUCGGCGGUGUAGCCACGAUUCGUACAACGAAACAAAGGACGAAGUGAUGGGCUGCAAUUAUUUGAUUACAGCGGACAAUAGCUUUAAUAAUGUACAAGCCAUAGAGAUCACCAAGCAUCAGCCAAAGCAUGGUUUCUCUUCGUUCAAGUUCAUUCCAGGAACAGAAGAUGAAGCCAUAGUCGCUUUGAAAACCACAGAGUUCGAGGGCAAGACUGCUACAUACAUUUGUGCAUUUAAAACUGACGGCACAGUGUUAUUGCACGACACUCUCAUAGAGAACCUCAAAUAUGAAGGCCUUGAGUUUAUAUGAGACAAACUAGCCAUUUAUAGUAAAUAUCAAGUGUUGGCCUAGGCGCAGACCACCAACUGUUAGUUGGCCGAUAUUUGGGUCGGGCUGUUGAUCAGUAUGAACAUGUAUGGAAGUGCUAACACUACACAGAUU
Molecule: messenger RNA, 1595 nt
Organism: Ostrinia furnacalis (Asian corn borer)
Lineage: Eukaryota; Metazoa; Arthropoda; Insecta; Lepidoptera; Crambidae
Product: soluble calcium-activated nucleotidase 1
Exons: 4
Coding region: 276-1463 (395 amino acids)
Biological process (GO): proteoglycan biosynthetic process
Molecular function (GO): calcium ion binding; GDP phosphatase activity; UDP phosphatase activity
Source: RefSeq, a predicted model, not a curated record